UUUGUGAAGCUGUGUACGAAAAAAUACGCAUAGCGGAGGAAAUAAGUAGUUGAAAAGUUGGGAUGAUAAUCGGAGGUAGAUGUUGGCUUCUGUUGGCUCCAAAUAUUUGAAAUCAAGUCGCAGAGUUCUCUCCCUCUUAGACCAAUGCGUAACCAUGGCUCACAUCAAACAGAUUCAGUCCCAUCUCACCGUUUCCGGCACCCUCUUCGACCCCUUCGCAGCAGGCAGAAUCAUCUCAUUCUGCGCCGUCUCCGCCCAAGGCGACAUCUCUCACGCCUACCUCCUCUUUCUCUCUCUCCCUCGACGUACCUCCUUCAUUUGGAACACCAUGCUACGAGCUUUCACCGACAAAAAGGAACCCGCCACUGUGCUCUCUCUUUACAAAUACAUGCUUAGUACUGGCUUCUUACCCAAUAACUACACUUUCUCUUUUCUUCUUCAAGCCUGUGCUCAGCUCUCUGACCUCUCUUUUGGGAUCCUACUCCACGCUCAGGCGGUCAGAUUGGGUUGGGAAGCCUAUGAUUUCGUGCAAAACGGAUUGCUCCAUUUGUACGCGUCUUGUAAUUGCAUGGACUCGGCUCGAAGGUUGUUUGAUGGGAGUGUGAACCGAGACGUUGUUACGUGGACUGCUGUGAUAAAUGGGUAUGCCAAGUCUGGGCAGGUCGUGGUGGCGAGGCAACUGUUUGAUGAAAUGCCUGAGAAGAAUGCGGUUUCUUGGAGUGCGAUGAUCACUGGGUAUGCGCAAAUUGGGUUGUUUAGGGAGGCUUUAGAGCUUUUCAAUGAUAUGCAGAUUGCUGGAUUUCGGCCUAAUCAUGGGGCAAUAGUGGGUGCACUCACUGCUUGUGCUUUUCUUGGGGCAUUGGAUCAGGGAAGGUGGAUUCAUGCAUAUGUGGAUAGAAACCGUAUGGUAUUGGAUAGAAUAUUGGGGACAGCGCUUAUAGACAUGUAUGCAAAGUGCGGCUGUGUAGAAACAGCUUGUCGUGUGUUUGAUGAAAUGCUAGAUCGGGACGUCUUUGCUUUUACUUCUUUAAUUUCAGGCUUAGCCAAUCAUGGUCACAGUGCCACAGCUAUUGAGAUGUUUACAAGAAUGCAGAAUGAAGGGGUUUGUCCAAAUGAAGUUACUUUUAUAUGUCUCUUAAGUGCUUGUAGUCGAGUUGGAUUGGUGGAAGAAGGAUUGAGAAUCUUCAAAAGUAUGACAAAUAUUUAUGGAAUUGAACCAGUCGUCCAGCACUAUGGCUGUUUGGUAGAUCUUUUGGGCAGAGCUGGGAUGCUAGAGGAUGCUAAGAGGGUGGUCAGGGAGAUGCCCCUGGAGCCAGAUUCUUAUGUAUUGGGUGCAUUACUCAAUGCUUGUAGGGUUCAUGGCGACGUUGAGUUAGGUAAAGAAACAGUUGAGUGCUUGGCAGAGCGGAGUCUUGACCAUGGAGGUGUUCAUGUCCUUCUUUCAAAUAUGUAUGCCUCAGCUAACCAAUGGGAGGAUGUAGCUAAGGUAAGGAAGGGAAUGGAAGAAAAAAAGGUGAAAAAGGUUCCAGGGUGUAGCUUGAUUGAAGUGGAUGGUGCGGUUUUCGAAUUUGUUGCUGGAGAUAUGUCUCAUGUUUUUAUGGAUGAGAUUGUGUUGUUGCUUCUUGGUAUUGACAAGCACUUGAAAUCACUUUGGUCUGAAGAUGAUGACAAUGAUGACAUGAAAUUUGAGUAAAACUACUUGUAGCUGGGAUUGGAUGCAUACUGAGCUGGUGGUGUAGGAAAUUCAUAAGGGGAAAAGAUAGCGCUAUUCAUGAGUUUUAAUUGCCAAAUUCAACUAAGCACACUUUUGAGGAUCUAAUGCCUAGUUUGGUGCAAGAUUGUUAAAUUUCCAGCACCAAGGAAGUUUCUCUGAGUUGCAGAAUGAGAUGAGAGGCAUUGGGAAAAACUAAAAGAAGGAGAAAAAAAUCAUUCACACCUAAGGUUCCUAAGCAAUUUCACUUGGAGAAGACUACACCUUUCAAAGAAGCUAAUAGCUACUUAUAAAUCUGAAAGACUACAUAGGUUUGUAUAAACUCUUAAAUUUUUUUUCCUAAGACUAUGUCAUAGUAGGAAUACAAUUCUUUUGCCUAAACAAAUUAGAAGCUAAAACUAAUAGAAGUUUGACAAAAUAAAUAAAUAAACUACUAAAAUCAAUCCUAAUAAAAUAAAAUAAUCAAAUAAACUAUGGGAUGCCGGUAUAACCCAUGCUAACCAUACCAAAAUUACUAAACUACCAUUCUAAAAAUAUUUUUUCCUUUUCUUCCAUAAUUCUUUGACUUUUUUCCUCAUCACGUAGCUUAAGGACCUGAUGGCUGGAAGCCAAUUGAUGUAGGAUGGCCUUCAAAACCUUAAGGCUAAGAUUGUCUUACAAAAAGACCGUAAAAUAUGUGUGUAUAAGUAAGAAAAUUUUUUAUGGAGGAAGAAGAAUGGAGAUUACUUGAGAAUGAACAAGUGGAGCGAAGAAUUAUUGAAAGGGAGAGAUUGGGGCUUGUUUAGGAACGUUUUAAAAAAACAAUUAUCAAAGAACAACUUUUUAAAAUAGUUUUCAAAACCAGUUCUAUGAUAUUUUCUAAAAUAAAAAGUAUGUUUGGAAAUUUAGAAUAUUCUCAACUUGUUUUCUAUUUUUUUGAAAUAUUUCUCAAAAAUAAUUUUUAUCUAUAAUGUUUUAUUUUCAACCAUUCUCGAUAUUUGUACAAUUAUAUUUUAAAACA
Vitis vinifera (wine grape) is the source of this 2711-nucleotide messenger RNA. RefSeq names its product pentatricopeptide repeat-containing protein At5g66520. Gene Ontology annotation, biological process: RNA modification. NCBI's taxonomy places the organism in Eukaryota, Viridiplantae, Streptophyta, Magnoliopsida, Vitales, Vitaceae. The coding region runs from base 80 to 1693 and encodes 537 amino acids. Gene Ontology annotation, molecular function: protein binding; RNA binding. The record is from RefSeq and is a predicted model, not a curated record. The transcript is spliced from 2 exons.